GUUAAAAAUAUCUGGAUCUGCGGUAGCAUAUUUGUUCCUUUAUUUGACUAUACUGCACACUGGCGUUUCGGAAAAUAUAGCAAUCCUGCAGACGUUAUUAGAAACAUGUGGUUCGUGGCUCAGUAAAAAUUAAGUUUUAUGGUAGAGUUUUAUAAACAUUUUUUACAAUACAAGUCAGAUCAGACGCGUCUGCAUCACGUACAAAAUCGUGCGCCAGAGGCACAAAAGCUGGAUAGUUAUCCGUUUAGAAAUAGUAGGUAAAGGAUAGGAAAAUUGUUGGAAUAAGGUGAAAAAUGGCAUUAAUUAGAAGAGCAACUCACGCUGGUAGUUGGUACGCAGGCUCUGGUAUGGAAUUAAAUAAGCAAUUAGAAGGGUGGUUGGGGGCUGCAGACUUAUCACAUGGACCUGCUAGAGGAAUUAUUGCCCCACAUGCGGGUUACAACUAUUGCGGAGCAUGUGCUGGUUUUGCAUAUCGUCAGAUCAGUCCUGUAGUCGUGCGCAGAAUUUUUAUUCUCGGCCCAUCUCACCAUGUAAGAUUAGCAGGCUGUGCUCUCUCCUCGGCUCCAAUUUAUCAAACUCCAUUGUAUGAUCUACAUAUUGACCAACAAGUAUACAGAGAGUUGGAAGAGACUGGACACUUCGGAUGGAUGGAUUUGAACGCAGACGAAGAAGAGCAUAGCAUUGAAAUGCAAUUGCCGUACAUUGCGAAAGUGAUGGAGGGUUUUAAAGACUCUUUCACGAUUGUUCCCAUACUGGUUGGUUCGUUAAGCCCUGAAAGGGAAGCGCUAUAUGGGAGAAUAUUAGCACCUUAUGUAGCAGAUCCACAGACGUUAUUUGUUAUAUCAUCGGAUUUCUGUCAUUGGGGACAGCGUUUUCGUUACACUUAUUACGAUAGAUCAUGCCCCAUUCACAGAUCUAUUCAGAACCUUGAUAAAAUGGGUAUGGACAUUAUAGAAACGUUGAAUCCAACGAUGUUUACUGAUUAUCUUAAAAAAUAUGGUAACACGAUAUGUGGCCGGCAUCCUAUUAGCGUCUUUCUACAGGCACUGCAUAGUUUAAAAGGGAACAGUAACGGCCAAAGAAUGAACUUGAAGUUUCUGAAAUAUGUUCAAAGUAAUCAGUGCAAUAACAUGAAUGAUAGUUCCGUUAGUUACGCCAGUGCUUCCUUGGUUCUCGAGUGAUAACGUGUAAGCGGUCGUUUGAAAUAUUAUUGUCAUUCAGAGGAUUCUAAAGGAGAAAUACUAAAAAACGGCAGUAAUAACGUAUCCUAAAGUCGUAUCAAUUACGAUCCUUUUUUUUGCCUUGUAUUUAAACGAGAAACAACGGGACUCCGGAGUUGCGAUCCAUUGUACCAUGUGAAGUUAUCUCAGAUAUUUGGGGAGAAAGAAAUAUAUUAAUAUUUGUAAUGAAUGUGAUGGAGUAGAAGUGCAUUAUUGUCACAAUUAAUUGCUUGAAAAAGAAAAAGAAAAAAAACACGAGAUAUAUUUCGGUUUAUUACUUACGAGAAAUAAUCAGUACUUCCAAAUUUUCAUUACGGAAGGAGCUUAAGUAUUUCUUUGCUUUGAUCAGUUAACGGAAAUAAUACUAUACAAAGUGCAUUUCAUAUAUAUGUAUACUAAGAAGAUAGCAGAAGGUUCAAUCUAUUGAUGAUAAAAGGGAAGGAAAAAAGUAUUUAAUUAACGACUUUCUAACAGCUUUAAAGACUAUGAUAAGUAACGAAAAGAAGUAUUUAACGUCGGCGUUAUUAGAGAGGCAUGUUCACGGAAGCAAGAAAGUUAACUAUAGCGUUUUCAUUUGUGAACGUUCAAUUGUGAUUUAAACCUAAGAAAUAUUAAUAUAUUCGAUAAAUCUGUGAAUGGUCAAUCACGAAUUGAAAUCAUGAGAUUAUUAUUUAUUACACUUGGAAUUUUAGCGGCCAGCAUAAUUUACUGACUUGGACGAACGGUAUCAGGCGUUUAUUUCCGAUUGCUAGGACAAUAAAACGUUAAGAAAAGUAAAUAACGAGUAGGGGACACUUUCUCACAAAUUGCAUUAUUUAUCUCAGGGAUAAUACGUAAGCUUAAAGCUAAAAUACCUAGGACUAAAGUAUCUCUUCUAGGUCAUUAGAAUGAACACUCUGCGCUGAUCGAUGUCGAGCGAAACAUUGCGGAUAAAUAGCGUACAACUUAAUCACCGUUCUUUUUUUUUAAAACAAAGCAAUGAAAUGAUCUCAUAUCCUUCCUACCAUAAUACUACUACUAUCUUGUUAGUCCUUGUUAGCCUAAGGAAUUAUAAACAAAUAUUGUACUAUUGCAAUAUCACAACAAUUAAAUGUGAAGAAGGAUCAGUGUGGAGGAACGAUCGCCGAUAUUAUUUCGUUUUUAACCGAGUACUGCCAUUCGACUAAAUCAUCCGCAAUUAAACGAACUAACAUGAUUCGAUCCGAACAAUUCCAUCUGUUGUUAUUAAUAUUUUCACAUAAUUUGUCCGUAGCGUCUAUAUGAUAAAACUGAUCCUUCGAGUAUUAAUUUUUUUAUCCAUGUAUAAUUAAAUCGAUAAGAUUUGCAUUUGUGUGUAUGAGAAAUAUAAAACAAUCCAUAUAUAUUGUUUUCAUAGUCUCGUAAUAAAAUACGUAUAUACGUCCAUACAUAUGUACAAUAUGUAUAUAGAUACGUAUGGAUUACGAGUAUAUACGUACGAAAAAUUUAUAUGCACCUGAGAAAAAAAAUAAAUACUUAAAAAUUUUAAACAUC
Molecule: messenger RNA, 2732 nt
Organism: Ceratina calcarata
Lineage: Eukaryota; Metazoa; Arthropoda; Insecta; Hymenoptera; Apidae
Product: protein MEMO1
Exons: 8
Coding region: 294-1181 (295 amino acids)
Source: RefSeq, a predicted model, not a curated record